CUGUGAUUGGGGAGUCGUGUUGUCAUGAAAUAGUGCCUUCUUUGCAAACAUCAGCCAUUUUCAUGGCUUUUAAUGACCUGUCUAAAACUACAAGAUAUGAAGAUGUAUUGAUAUUUUCUGUCUGCAGGGUGAUGGGGCAGGACAGGACACCAGCAGGCAGAUGGCCUCUCUGCUCAGGUCUCUGGCUGAGGAAAUAGAAACGGGGAAGCAGGAGGUUCGCUCCACCCACAUGAAGAGAGACUUCAUCAUGAACAGACUGCCCCCCCACAGCCAGGAGGACCUGCUGACACCAUCUGGAAGGAUUCCUGCCCUGGAGGAUACAGUAUGUCUGAUGCACAAAGACCACAUGGUGAUAACAGUGGAGCCCAGCCAGGAGAGAACGGAUGAGGCCUCAGAGAUGGUAGUCUUUGUCUUACAUUCUUUGAAGAACCAGAGGGAGAACCACAUGAUGGGUGAAAGUGGUGAUGAAGAAGAGGAAGAGGACAUUUCCAGGGGCCUGCAGUUCCCCCUGUCCCACCUGCAAGCGCUGCUGCAGCUGCAGAAGGCGGAGCAGCUGACUGUGGAUCAGCUGCAGCUGCCCACAGCGGAGGAGAAGUGCAGUCUGGUGCUGGCUCUGUGGAGCGAGAGCCUGCUGGAGGUGCUAUAGCAAACCACAUUAAAUCCACAUCUGUUGAUCUUUAUAAAUAAUAAAUAUUUCUCUCUGUCUUAUUAAUGGCUCGCCCUGAAUAAAGAUGUCACACCUC
Messenger RNA from Notothenia coriiceps (black rockcod), 743 nucleotides. Its product is annotated as bifunctional lysine-specific demethylase and histidyl-hydroxylase MINA-like. The record is from RefSeq and is a predicted model, not a curated record. The coding region runs from base 161 to 646 and encodes 161 amino acids. NCBI's taxonomy places the organism in Eukaryota, Metazoa, Chordata, Actinopteri, Perciformes, Nototheniidae. The transcript has 4 exons.